GACCUUACAUCUGAAAGAACGAAAACUUCCACACUAUACUCCAUCGCUCUUCCACGCUCCUUACCCUCGGGUUUGCUACCCAGUUUGCCAACAUCCCUAGCCCAAUGCGUUAGCAUCUCGUUUCUCGUAGCGCGUUUGCCUGCACAAACCUCUUCCAAUAACACUAAAACCACCCCACCACCUCUCCUUACGCUAAACCCUCACUCAAUAACACCCUCCAUCCACCACCUUGCAUCCCUCCGAAAAUGCCACCCACCACACCACCCCGCUCCUCAACGCGCCUCACCGCCGCAAGCGACAACCCCCCCUCCACAUGCACAAUCUGCUUCGACCCACUCUUCCUCCCUUCCUCCUCGCCAGCCACAGAAACCACGCGCGAGCAACCCGUCACCAUCGUCAAAUGCGGCCACAUCUUCGGCCUUAACUGCCUCACGCAGUGGAUGCAAGAAGCCAACACCUGCCCCAUAUGCCGCGUGGAGUUCUUCGCAAACGAGGAGGAGGUGCCGGACUGGUUGAAGAAUGCGUAUGUGGGGAGUGUGUUCUGGCGGCCGACGCUGGAGGAGCGGAUGGAGGCGCUGAUGCGAGGCGCUGAUGCGGGGUGAGGAGGGUGUGCGGGUCAGAGUCCGAGAGGUUGGCGAGGAGUUGAGCGAGGAUGAGGGGCGGGAGGGAGGUGGGAGGAGAUAUAUUUUCGCUUGAAGGAGGAUUUGAGUA
Trematosphaeria pertusa is the source of this 711-nucleotide messenger RNA. RefSeq lists its product as uncharacterized. Gene Ontology annotation, molecular function: zinc ion binding. Bases 246 to 602 code for a protein of 118 amino acids. The transcript has a single exon. The record is from RefSeq and is a predicted model, not a curated record. NCBI's taxonomy places the organism in Eukaryota, Fungi, Ascomycota, Dothideomycetes, Pleosporales, Trematosphaeriaceae.